Messenger RNA from Acipenser ruthenus (sterlet), 3132 nucleotides. RefSeq names its product CD82 antigen-like. Bases 171 to 920 code for a protein of 249 amino acids. The transcript has 9 exons. Gene Ontology annotation, cellular component: membrane. The record is from RefSeq and is a predicted model, not a curated record. NCBI's taxonomy places the organism in Eukaryota, Metazoa, Chordata, Actinopteri, Acipenseriformes, Acipenseridae.
CCUAUACCGUCCGCGUGGUGGUGGAAAUUUCCCAUGAUGACGUACAGGUCUGUGCACACCGUGAGUUCACUCAGUUUGCAAACUAACUCGACUGGAGACGCACGUAUCUACUCAUAUCUGUUGAAGUUCUUCAUCGUUUAUUACUGAUAAGAAAAAUCAGGACUGACACAAUGGGAAAAGGCUGCCUGACCGUGACCAAGUACUUCCUUUUCUUAUUCAACCUCCUCUUCUUCAUUUUCGGAGCUCUGAUUUUGGGAUUUGGAUUAUGGAUCCUUCUUGAUAACCAAAGUUUCAUUGCAGUUUUGCAGAAAUCCUCCGAUUCUCUGAAGGUGGGCGCCUACAUCCUGAUCAGUGUCGGCUCCCUGGCCAUGCUCAUGGGAUUCCUGGGCUGCAUGGGAGCCGUGUACGAGAUCAAAUGCCUUCUGGGUUUGUACUUCACCUGCCUGCUGUUAAUACUCAUUGCCCAAGUGACUGCUGUAGUCCUCAUUUACUUCCAUCGUGAAACGCUGAAGAAAGAGAUGUCCUUUAUCAUCACAGACUUGAUUGUGAAAUAUGAAGGCAACAGCACCACUGAUAUUGCCUGGGACUACAUCCAGAGGAAUGUUGGCUGCUGUGGCUGGUUGGGACCUGCAAACUGGGCAAUGAACCCUGUGAUUAAGAACAGCUCCAUGGUGCUCUACCCCUGCUCCUGUGGAAACGGCACUGCGGACAGCGACUUCUGCAGCAGCAACACCGAAGACUGGCCAGUCUACAAUGAGGGCUGUAUGGCAAAGCUACAGAAAUGGCUUUACGACAAUGUUGGAGUUAUUCUUGGAAUCUGUAUUGGAGUGGCAGUCAUUGAGAUGAUUGGAAUGAUCCUGUCCAUGUGUCUCUGCAAGAGCAUACACCAGGAAGACUACACUAAAGUCCCCAAGUACUGAGGCCAUUGAAAUUACCAAGCAAGAGAUAUGGAAUUAUGAACCAGUGUUGGCACAGGGUUGAGUUGAGGAACCAUUCUCUAUUUUAGUACUUCAGGUGCUCAUCAGCCAUUCACUGAGAGCAGCUCAUAAAUAACACAUGGGUCGUGGGUCAACUUCUGUACAUGGACUUUUGGGAAUUCUAGUUUCAGACCUAAUUUUUUUUUUGUUAUAUCAAAACUUUGAGAAUUUGUCAAAGGCCUUCAUGGAUGCACCUGUGUAAAUGUUUUUUUCCUUUUUCCUUGUUUGUUUGUUUGUUUGUUUGUUUAAGCACUUCUUUUAGUUGUAUUUUCCCAGAGCACUUUUAAACUGUUGAUCAGGAAUGUAAAGACCUCUUAAGGCUCAGAGUAAGAGCAUGUCAUGUAUGGUUAUUUUUAGCUACAUUUCACGAAGACCAAGAGGAAGCGAGCACCACCCAUUUAAGAACACAUUUUUCACAAGCUGCUUGUUACAUACUGCUGUAGUAAUUGUUCUCUGCAAAUUGUGGCAAAAGACAUAAUUGCUAUUGUGAUUACAUAUUCACAUAUACUGUAUCAUUAAUCACAUAGGGACUUGGUGACAAAGUUGUUUCACUGCCCCUCAAUUCAUACUGUUAGAGGGGCUUUUGUUUGGACAGUUGUUGGCAGAAACAUGUUUUGACUGAAAAGUUUUGCCAUGACCAUGUAAAUGCAAUAAGCAGUUCUAUGAGCUGUGUCACAUACACAAGGGUCAUUGAACAGGAUUUUUUCAAGAUCUCUGUCUGUAACACUUAAGUCCUCCUGAAAUGUGUUAUUAUUUUUUUUGCAAUGGCGCCGCAGUUCUUUCAGUGACAGGGUACCAUAGGAUGGCUCUCUUGCUAUACCAUUGCAAUGAUAUUCCAAUCCAUGCAAUACUGCAGUUCUUCCCUUGAGCCUGUUAGUGUCAUUUUCAUUGCUCCUCUCGGCAUUUGCUAAUAUUUGCCAUCAAAAAUCCACUGACCUGACUUGUCUUUAAAUGGUUUGCAUGUUUUUCUUUGUUUUUAAUAAAUGUAUAUGUUACUGUAGUUAAGGAUAGCUAAAUCAAGUAACAGAAGUUAGCCAUGAAGCCUUAUUUUGUAUGUUAACAUUUUUGAAGGGAACAUGAUUGUCAGAUGUUUUCUAUUCUCUCCUCCACUAUUGAUUUCCUUAGUAUUGCGUAUGCUCUACAAAAUUAUAACCACCUAAGAGUGAAUUCAAUAACUGGUAAAUAGACUUUGGCUUUAGUUCUGGUCUUUUUAUGUAUGUGAUGGUUUUGCCACAGGAGUGAGUGUAACCCAGCCAUUGAGGUUCAUGUUACUUUGAACCCCAAUAUAAUGUCAUUGGAGCUUCUGCCUUUUAAAGGACUAAAACCUAAGGAAAAAAUGUAUACCUAUUACCUUGAAUAAAGUGAUAUUUUCGAAACCUUGUUCAGAAAAAUGGAAAGUAUCAAGACUUGGUUAAUACCCCUAUAAUGGGAAAAAUGUAUUUCACUUUUUUUUUUUUUUUUUUAAUGUAAUGUAUAUCAGGGUCACAUCCAGAGCCUGCAGCAUAUUUUUUGUAACUCAUUUUGGUACAGUAGAAAAAGGGGUGCAUAUAGUAGCUCCUGAAUUAACAUUGUAAGUUUAUUUUAAGGAAAUGGUGUUAAUGUUUUUUUUUUUUUUAACUCCUCCUCUGAGGAACAUUAUAGCACGAUGGCUGAAAUGUAAGCAUUUAAGAACUGGAAUAACAGCAUGUUACCCAAAGGAUGAAUGUUUCAAAGCAGGCAGUCGUGCUCCCAACAAAAACAUAGCUAUGGCACGUCUAUUUUCUGAGCUGCUUGACUUUUGAAAACUUUGGUCUCAGUCCUAAGCUGACAAGAGGGACUAAUGUCAAAUCCAGCUCCGUAAGGGUCCUAAUGACUGGGCAUUCACCAUUGUUCUGGUUUCAGGAAUGUUUUCUAUAGUACAGACUGUGCAAAUAGCCAGCAAGGUCAAUAUUAUUUAGUACUUUAAGCUUUAAGAGGCAUGUUAUUUAGUACUUUAAAAUAAUAAAUGCUUUUUAUUUUUAAAAAACAUUUGAUUGUAAGUACAAUCAGGUGUAUUCACACAAUUGUUUCCUAUAUACAAUAUUAGAACUAGAUUUUAGUAUAAGGAGCAUUAUUACAAGGUACGUUUUUGUCUGGUAAAUGUAAUUAAAGUAAUAAUAAAAAAUCACCCCCCUAA